AUGACCAAAUUAGAAAAAACUCUCUGCUCGGACUACCACCAGCUGCUGAUAUCAAAGCCUAACUCAGUAGAUGAUACAAAGUCGUUUGAAGUUCCUCUUUCUUGGAAAUCAUGUGGUAUCAACACGGAAGCAAAGAAACAGCUUAUGUGUUUGGGAGUUUCUUUGCAAGAACAACCUAUACCCUUUCCUUCACUUCCGAAUUUCUCUGAAUUUAGGGAGUUGUUGCAAGAGUACAAGACAAGCAACUAUUCGUCCAAUGAAGCAGCUCAAAAGAUAUUUGAAAAAUGUGGAUGUUCUUCCCUUCUAUCAAAUGAUCACUGUGCAGCACUCCCAUAUAUGCUUCGUUGGCGCCUUAUCCAUGUACUAGAUCCUUGCGUUGCUUGUUCUCACUCAAGAGAUAAUGCAAGUGAACUGGAGUUGAGUAGAACUGUUUUCAGCCCAUUACUUGGUCUAGCUGCUCUAUUUCGUCAUUGUCAAACAGAUGGAAAUGUGCAAACCAACAAAUUAAUGAAUAUUUCUGAAGAACAAUUCACCGAUGAGAUGAGGGAAAUGGUUGAGAGGCUAACACCUGAUAGAUUUGUACAAUUCCAAUUGAAUGAAGGUUCAGAAAACAGAAUAAAUAUGAUAAGAGUGAUAGAAGAGGACAAAACGAAAAAGACAGAAAACGGACAUGAUGAUUUCAUAAAGUUAGUAACAGAAUUACGAAUGAUACACAGCUACAAUUUAAGGGCUUGUUUUGUAGACGAAAAACAGGACUUUCAUGAAAAAUUAGCAACCUAUGGAAUACUCACAACCAAAGAGACCGUUGAAAUUAUUGCAAUCACUGCAAAGCUUGUCAAAAAUGGAAACGAAAUUAACAUACGUUAUUAUCUUCACCGCAUAGGUUUAUUUGAAGGCACUACAUCGUUGAAUAGCAAUUACAAUUCAAGAUUAGACUUGCGUGCAUGGAUAUUAACAAUGCUUAAAAACUGUACAAAUGAGCAUGAGGAGAUUGCUAAAUAUCUACAAACGCGAAAAGGCAAGAAAUCCGGAAUAUUAUUAUCAGCUCGUAAAUCUAAUGAAGUAAUUGAAAUUUUGCCUGGAGAUACACUAUGCUUUGCUGAUGGGCUAAUGAUUCAUCAAGUUAAGGGAGUGGUUAGUUCUGUCAUUAUUUCAGAAAAGGAGAAGCAUGUUGUUUUGGUUAAGGGACCCUCAGACCAUCAUUGGUUAUAUCUCAAAAUUCACCAUAUCCCCAUCAAAAUUGAAAGACCUUAUUUUUCUCUAUAUCUCAAUGAUUCAGCAACUUGUAUCUUUUAUCAUGACGAUAAACAAUAUGGAAAGUUUGAUAACAUCGAAGUGUCAUUGCCUGGCAACUGUCUUUCGACAAUUUCUCUUUCUAGAGACGAUAAGAAAAGAGUGAUGAUGGAUAUUCUUUGUAAAUCAGUUUUGUAUUCUGGAUCGGGAACACCAGGCUACUUUCCUCCAGAAAAGCUAGCUGUAAGGAGUAUGGAGAAUGAAGAUGAAAUAGAUAUUGCUCAUUCUUUGACACCAAAAUCAGACAUUUAUUCGUUGGGCAUUGUCUUCUUGGAAAUUAUUGGAGACAUGAAAGUAAGAACAAAUGAUGAUGCUAAAGAAGCAUUGAUCGCGGUAGGAAAGGGUGAAAUGAAAGGCAUGUUGAAAAUUUUGAAACUAAUGACUGAUUCAGAGAAGUUAAAACGUCCCAAUGCAACCUUAAUCAUUGGAGCACUUCGGAAAGUAUGGGGGAAAGAGGGAGAGAAACUAGAAGAAGAGGGAAGAAAAAAAGCUACAACGGAUUUGACAAGUCACUUUUGGGAAUUAUAUGGCGAGACAGAAGAAUUGCAUAAUGAGUCCACUACAUCCUUAAUACCACUUGAUAAUGACUAUUUAGAGAGCAUAUUAGAGUAUGAUGAUGUCUUGUCUGAAGAACAACAACCACCUCUCAAAAGAGGCCGUGAUGUUGCUCAGAUGGAUUCCACAACAAGAGACCGUAAAAAGAACAAGCAAUAG
Messenger RNA from Naegleria fowleri, 2007 nucleotides. RefSeq lists its product as uncharacterized. Gene Ontology annotation, biological process: protein phosphorylation. The record is from RefSeq and is a predicted model, not a curated record. NCBI's taxonomy places the organism in Eukaryota, Heterolobosea, Eutetramitea, Acrasida, Naegleriidae. The coding region runs from base 1 to 2007 and encodes 668 amino acids. Gene Ontology annotation, molecular function: ATP binding; protein kinase activity. The transcript has 3 exons.